AAUCAACAAAGCAACACGGAACAAGCUAGGGACAAAAAGUUAUGGAGUGAAGUCUAAUCGGAUCAUGGUUCGUGCGUGGCGCCGCUUGUGUUUUGUUUAGUGCAAAAUAUUCUGUGCGUGUGGCGAAGUCGUGCAAUCGCUUAGCGCUCAAAAGAAGAACACAAAAGAGCGCCGUGUGAGAAAACAACGCAAUUCCGCGAGGAGGGACAGGAAUGUUUUUCCGUUUCCAAGGACUGUCUUGCUGAUGUCACCGCGGAGGAGGGCGCCACACAAGGACAGGUGCGCUGCGUAAAGUUGCCCAGCCAGUCUGUUUGGAUCAGGCUCGGAAACAAACAGCUGAUCCGGGGAUCCGUUUGCCGAAAGUGUUUUGACUGCAAUUUAAUCAACUUGGCUGCCAAUUUCUGGAAUCUUUCGGGGGGGGGGAAAAAAAGCAUCUCGUUUGGCGCGAGGAAGACUCGGGUGCUUGCCAACUCCCUUCUGUGCUCUUAUAGAUUGGAGAUUAGAUUAUAGAUUAGCCGCAAAAAAAAAAAAAAAAAAAAGGGGGGGGGGGGGGCGUUGUCGUCGUAAGUCUCAGGAGUGCACGCUGUUGCAAAGAGGGCUGUGGGGUCGAGACGCCCCAGCACCACAGCACCGACACCUUCUGUCUCUAUGCGACACUGCAGGCGCAGCCGCUUGACUUGGCAUCCCAGUGUGCGGAGAGGUGAUGCGCGAGUAACCGUCCAGGGGGAACCGACCACCACUGAUCAUCGGAGUGGAAUAUGACACUUGACUUGCACAAUCUGCAAUGAUUCCCCGGUGCGUCACUGCGUCUUAGCACCACCAGCCGCUCUCUCCUUCAAGGACGAUCGUGUUCGGACUGCAAAAUACUCAUAAUAAAAACAGCAUCCAACAAUGUCUAAGACCCUCAAAAAGAAGAAGCACUGGUCCGCUAAAGUCCAGGAGUGCGCCGUGUCCUGGGGGGGAUCCGGCGACCUGGUCACGGCGGUGGAGCUGCGAGGCGGCGCCGAGCAGGGGGAGUUCCCCUUCCUCGGGCACAUAGUAGCCGAGGCCAUGGUCUGUCACGCCGGGAGACUCCCCGGCAACGGCGACGUGCUGCUGGAGGUCAACGGCACUCCGGUGAGCGGACUCACCCACCGGGACACUCUGGCUGUUAUCCGCCACUUCCGAGAGCCCAUCCGCCUGAAGACGGUCAAAGCAGGGAAGGUGUUGAAUGCCGAUUUGCAUCACUACCUCAGUCUUCAGUUCCAGAAGGGGUCUCUGGAUCACAAGCUUCAGCAGGUGAUCAGGGACAACUUGUACCUGCGCACUAUUCCCUGUACCACUCGGCAGCCCAGAGAGGGGGAAGUUCCUGGAGUGGAUUACAACUUCAUCAGUGUGGAAGAGUUCCAUAACCUGGAAGAAUGUGGACUGCUGCUUGAGAGUGGAACCUAUGAUGGUAAUUACUAUGGAACACCUAAACCGCCUGCCGAGCCGAGCCCUGUACAGCCGGACCUGGUGGACCAGGUCUUGUUUGAUGAGGAAUUUGACAAUGAAGUCCAACGCAAGCGCACAACCUCAGUCAGCAAAAUGGACAGGAAGGACAGUGCAGCCCCAGAAGAGGAGGAUGAAGACGAGAGGCCUCCAAUGGUCAAUGGUCAAGCUGCAGACCACAAGGACAAGGCGGCUUGGAGAAAGACUGUCCCCAGCUACAAUCAGUCAGCUGGGGCCAUGGAUCUGCGGGCAUGGAGUGCAAUGGCACAGGACGAUAGUCAGGAGCCUCUGCCAAAGAACUGGGAAAUGGCCUACACAGAGACCGGCAUGGUCUAUUUUAUAGACCAUAACAGCAAAACCACAACCUGGCUAGACCCGCGGCUCGCCAAGAAGGCCAAGGCUCCUGAGAAAUGCGAAGAAGGAGAGUUGCCCUACGGUUGGGAGAGGAUCGAGGACCCCCAGUAUGGCACCUAUUAUGUAGACCACAUCAACCAGAAAACUCAGUUUGAGAAUCCAGUGCUUGAAGCAAAGAGGAAGGUAAGCGUCGAGAUGCCCUCUGCAGUGUCCUCAACAAUGGCCACGGCCUCAGAUGAGCCUGAUCACGGAGUCCGACGCUUCACACGAGACCCGUCUCAGCUACAAGGCUCCAUCUACCAGACUGCACUUCGAAAAAGCGCCCAGGGCUUCGGCUUCACCAUUAUCGGAGGAGACCGUCCAGACGAGUUUCUUCAGGUCAAAAAUGUCCUUCCUGAUGGGCCUGCUGCACAUGACAAGAAAAUUGCAUCUGGCGACGUGAUUGUUGACAUCAAUAGGACAUGUGUGCUUGGAAAGACACAUGCUGAUGUGGUGCAGAUGUUCCAAUCCAUCCCCAUCAACCAGUAUGUGGACAUAGUCCUGUGCCGUGGUUACCCGCUACCUGAGGACUCCGGCAGUGGUGAGGACGCGUCCAAGGACAUGUGCUCUUCUCCCGCCUCUUCCACGCCUCAGGGCCACCAAAACAAGGUCCAGGAAGGAGGAACCCUCCCCAGGCAGACUGCUGCCGUACCACCAAUGAUUAACGGAGGGCGUCACCACCAACACCAUUCGCAUCAUCACCACCACCAGUCGCACCAUCACCACCCUACUCAUGCCUACAACCAGGAGGGCCCAGAUGCCACCUUGCUUCAGCCUGAGCUCAUAAGUGUGCCUUUAUUGAAAGGCCCUGGAGGUUUUGGCUUUGCCAUUGCUGACUGCCCACUGGGUCAAAAAGUUAAGAUGAUUUUAGAUGCACAGUGGUGCCAUGGUUUGCUGAAGGGUGACGUCAUCAAAGAGAUCAACAGACAGAAUGUGCAGACAUUGAGUCACUCACAGGUGGUGGACAUCCUCAAAGACUUGCCUGUAGGCAGUGAGGUCAACGUGCUGGUACUUCGUGGAGGUCAGACAUCACCUGUGAAAUCCUUAAAACCAUGCACAGCACCAACAUCUCAGUUUGCUCCCCAGCAUGUACCCCAACCUACAUUCCAGCCUGCUCCUCAACAAACUCCUCACCACAUCCACACUACUACUGUCACACAGUUGCAGCGACCGGAACUGAACAACAGCCCAGAGACUCUCGGUCAUGCAGAGGUGCCUCCUAAUCCGCUCUCCAAUGUCAUGCGCUCAUCUUCGCCCAAACCAGAUGCUUCGGAACUAUACAUCAAGUCCAAGGCUAUGUUGGAUAGCCAGCCUUCAAACACCAAGGACCUAGAUGUGUUCAUCAAGAGAAACCAAGAGUCAGGCUUCGGAUUCAGGGUCCUUGGAGGCGAGGGACCGGAGCAGCCGGUGUACAUCGGUGCCAUCGUACCGCUGGGUGCAGCUGAGAAGGACGGGCGCCUGCGUGCGGGUGAUGAGCUGCUUUGUAUAGAUGGCGUGCCAGUGAAAGGCAAAUCUCACAAACAAGUACUGGAAUUGAUGACCAAUGCCGCCCGCAAUGGUCAGGUCAUGCUAACGGUCCGCAGGAAACUGACACAUUCAGAUGGCAGCUGCUGGGAAGAGGAUGGUGGGCAGCAGCAGCCUGUGCAGGUCGGAAACUCUCCUACGACCCCCCGAGGGGAGCCUCUGAGGGCCGCCUAUCCCUCUCGACAUGAGUCCUUUGAAGUCACUCUGCAUCGUAAAGAGAACGAAGGCUUCGGCUUUGUCAUCCUCACCUCAAAGAACAAGCCCCCUCCUGGAGUAAUACCUCACAAGAUCGGACGCAUCAUUGAAGGCAGCCCUACCGACCGUAUGGGUCAGAUGAAGGUGGGCGACCGAAUCUCUGCUGUAAACGGUCAGUCCAUCAUAGAGCUGUCACACAACGACAUUGUCCAGCUCAUCAAGGAAGCCGGCACUUCAGUUACCCUCACGGUUGUACCUGAAGACGACAGCAUGCCUCUGUCCACAACAAACUCAGCCAUGCAGAGUCCGUCUGUGCAUCACAGAGCUGUUGGCCAGCAGCCUCCCAACUAUGCGGACAGGUACAGGAAUGGUGACAUGGGAACACUCAACCCACCAGGCUUCAAGCAGGUGGGGGGCUCAAAUCGCUGCGAAAAGGACUGUUUUGUGGUGGAACUGGAUCGUAGCCAGCGGGGUUUUGGCUUCAGUCUGAGGGGAGGUAAAGAGUACAACAUGGGCUUGUUUAUCCUGCGCCUGGCUGAGGACGGACCUGCACUUAAAGAUGGACGAAUACAUGUAGGCGAUCAGAUUGUAGAGAUCAACGGUGAGGCCACUCAGGGCAUCACGCACACUCGGGCCAUCGAGCUGAUCCAAGCGGGAGGCAAUAAAGUUCAUCUGUUGCUCCGGCCCGGCCAGGGUUUAGUUCCCGACCACAGUUCGAAGGACAACGUAUCCAUCCCAAGCUCAAGCUUGCCCAAACACUCUGUAACUGACAGGGAGUUAUUAUCUCCGGCCUCUCCAUCCUCUGUCACCAUCUCUACCUCAGAAGUGUCUCCAUCCUCACCCCCAGUAACCGUCCCGGAGGAGUUCUCCAGAACAGAGCUACGGUCAGUCGGCUCUCCUGGCGCUGGGAGGGAGCAUGCACGUCAAGGUAACAGAUUAAGAGGACAGCAGGUUUCCAACAAGCGUACCACCAGCCCCGGCACCCACACCAGGAAAACGAGUCGGAGUGACUUCAAGGCUACCAGUCCCAAGAGAGCCACUGAAAGCGGGGUAGAUUGUGCUGACAGCUCCCAGAGCCCCAGAAAAACAGAGCGGGGAUCCUCAGAGGAUAUGAGCAGAGAUCGAAAGCAUGAAGGGCAGAGAGACCAUCGCUCCUCCAGCCCCAAGAAGAGCUCCAAGAAGGACCAUGACUCUGUUGUGCCCUUAAAGAACCAGGAGGAGCCCCAAAGCCCGCGGCGCCCAGCGGGCCAGCAGCCCCCUGGAGAAGGGCGAAAGUACAAAGAUGAGCCUGCAGCUCAUUGGCAGGAGAGGGGCGCUACGGAAAAUGAGCGCCACAAGAGGGGCAAAAAGGCUGAACAAGAGACGGUGCCACCAAAGUCGCAUGUGCACAGGGAGCGGUCAGGAUCAGGCGGGGACACGCUGAGCCGCAGGGGUGCAAAAGAGAAGGAGAGUAGGUCCCACAGGUUGCCUGAAGAUGUGAACAAAAAGGACCCCAGGGGGUCCAGCAAUAGCAUCCAGGACCCUGGCUGCAAUGGGACCUCCACCAACAAGAAGCCUCCCAUCACACCAGGUCCAUGGAAGGUUCCCAGUCCUAGCAAGAUCCAUUCCCAGGUGGACACAACAUAGAAAGCAUACAGUCAGAAAAGAUUUUGUUUUUAUCAUGACCUAUGAUUUAGUUUCACCCAAUUUGUCUGGCUCAGUGUGGCAAGGCUGAUGUCUGUUCCGACACGCAUGCUGGAAAGAGCGUGGAACAGGCCGUCCUGCUUUUGAAUCUUUUUUUUUCUUUCUCUCCCCUCCACGUCAUUACAGACUCCGGUUUGAAGAAAACUUGCAUUUCCCCAUUCACUGUGAGACUUGGAUGAAGGAUCUGAUUUUGACACUGUGAAGGCUCAAGGCACAUUAUCGUGGUCGCGGAUUCUGUUGCUUGUGGAUGUAUUCAUGGUGUUGGAUGAGUCAUUAGGUGUUUUUUGACAACACAAUACUAUUGGUGAGCUGGCUGCUUCCAUGUACAUUGAGCUUCAGCCUCUCAUGAUCUUAUCAACGUGUUGACAGCCUUUUUGUGGAACUUUUGCCACACCUCAGCAGACCGGACACUUGUGCUUAUCUUAUUGUUCUAGUGUUUGUUUCAUCUGUGUUAAUAAUAAUGUAACUUAUUGAAAUUGUAACUGUCAGUUGACAUGCUAAGUCACUUCACUUGUCAGGUCUUAAAGUUAGAAAGAGAAUGUGGAGAUAACCACUACAGUUUAAAAUUACAAGAAAAAAAAGCCUUUGUCAAUUGGGGGGAAAAAAUCUAUACUUGCGAGAUCUGCCUAUAUUUGUUUUUAGGGUUGCCUAUGCUCACGGUUGUUAGAAAGGCACAAUGCGAAUGCUGCCGUACAAAAAACAAACAAACCAAGGGAUAAUGUGGUGUUAAAAUUACUGAUCAAUAUUUCCCUGAAGAUUUUACAACUGUAAGUACUGCAAAAUCUAUACAUUCUAUUUCUAUGAUUCUGUGAUCCAUGACGGGUCAACUUAGCAGCUCUGUGUUUUAUGUGAUGUGGCUAUUGUGUGUUUGCAAGCUUUUCCAUGUCGCUGGAGCACUGACUUAAUAAUAUACGGGAUCUGAGCAUUAUUUAUCAAAGUGUUUACGACAUACUGACACAGAUUUUAGAUGAAUGGAAUUAACAGAGCUUGAUUGUAAGAAGUGAGAGCUCUGACUUCAGCAUUCUUAAACAGUGCUUAUAUAUUUUUCAGCCAACACAACAUAUAAAUGUUUUCUUUUUUCACCUUACAUUUGUCACUAAAUUACUCCCAUUAUAAUUUCUUGAGUAAAAAAAAUGAGGCUUGUUUUCAUUAAAUUCUUGAAUUGGCACCAAUAUUAUAAUGUACAGUAUACACAAUUAUUUUUAGAGGUUUUCAUCCACUCAACAUAUAUCAAUGUAUUGUGGAAUAAUAUCGAUUCCUCACAGAAUAAGAGACAUGAUACUUUUCAGUAAGCUGUUAAUCUGUUGAGUUCCUCUGUGACUCAUCAUUGACUUUUUCUGAGAGUGAAAAAUGAGACAGUUCAUCGAAUGAAGUCAACCAGUGACCCAUGCUCUUAAAAUAACCUCACUAUUAACUUUGUUGGGGUGAAUUUAAACCUGCACUGAUGUUGCUGCUCUUGAGCACAGUCAUGUCUGGUGGCUCGCACACUUUUAUUCACAUGAGAUGCUGGUUGCCACGUGAAGCAUCAGACUGCCUGUGGAAGGAUGUACAGAAGAAACUUACUGUCUGUGGCAUCACUUACAAUUUUUUUUGUCCACUCGUUGUUAAUAUGAUUGACCCCUGUACUGUUUAUUGUGCAUUCCAUGACCAUGUAUGAGAUUGUGGCCUUGUAUCGCUCAAACACAUAUAAGAAAUAUAUAGUUUUAACAUUACAGUUGUAAAUGUUUCUAUAUUGUACAGCACCUGUAUAAAUAUUUGCCUUUGUGGAGAAAAACUAUCAUCUGUAAAUUGUUUCAUUAUUUUUUUAAGGGAACUGACAGGAAAAGAUAUACAAUUGGUGAAAUAAAUAAUCUUCCAUUCUGAUCAUGCACUGAUGAAUAAAGGUUUACUGAAAAACAGAA
Messenger RNA from Phyllopteryx taeniolatus (common seadragon), 7166 nucleotides. RefSeq names its product membrane-associated guanylate kinase, WW and PDZ domain-containing protein 3-like. The transcript is spliced from 21 exons. Lineage: Eukaryota; Metazoa; Chordata; Actinopteri; Syngnathiformes; Syngnathidae. The coding region runs from base 892 to 5208 and encodes 1438 amino acids. The record is from RefSeq and is a predicted model, not a curated record. Gene Ontology annotation, cellular component: cytoplasm. Gene Ontology annotation, biological process: signal transduction. Gene Ontology annotation, molecular function: protein binding.